ACUACUAAUAUCAUUAGUUAAUUUUGAGCUUCAAUUUUUAUUAUUGACAUGAGCAAGUUUGCAUCUUGCCUACCAAACAUGUUAAUAAUGAAUCGUAGUAGCGUAGGUUGUUUUUUUCUUUACCAUCGAGUUGUUUAUAUUUUUAUUUCCUUUGGCAAUAAAUUAUAAAUUAUAUAGUAACUUUUGUUCAAACUUACUUUAUAGUAAAUUUCAGGACUAAUUAUACAACACACUGAAUUUGACUUGGUGCAGAUACAUGUUGGCGAGUGCCGUGAUCGGAUUGGCAUAUACGCUCCUUCAAACUGCAUUCGCAAUAUUUUACGCGACCACCGGAAAUCGCCUUGGAGGCGAUGGAUUCGCUCUCGUUGACUUCUUCGGUGACAAGGCACUAUCGUACAUAUUGGCAACUGGAGCAGCUGCAGGUUUCGGGCUAGCGGUAGAUUUGAAAAGGUUAGAUAUUGCGAGUGAUGCUGAGCAUAAUUUUCUGAACAAAGGAAAUGCGGCAGCUGGUGUUCUCUUCAUUGGAUUCAUAUUCUCUGCCGUUUCGUCAGUAUUUUCUUCUUUCUCUCUCCCCAAGAGAGUAGCAACCUAGCUAAUUAAUUUAUAUUUUUCUUGAAAAAUAAUAUUUGUAUUUGGGUUUUAAUUUAGUUUUGGAAUUUUAAUUAUGUAUUGUAAACUGUUUUAUGCACGAGGGAUAAAUGAUUGAUGAAAUAUAGUUUGUAUUGAUUUAUUUAA
Messenger RNA from Erythranthe guttata (spotted monkey flower), 735 nucleotides. Lineage: Eukaryota; Viridiplantae; Streptophyta; Magnoliopsida; Lamiales; Phrymaceae. The record is from RefSeq and is a predicted model, not a curated record.